This is a messenger RNA of Hyalella azteca, 1705 nucleotides long. Its product is annotated as mucin-3A. Gene Ontology annotation, molecular function: chitin binding. Bases 117 to 1655 code for a protein of 512 amino acids. The record is from RefSeq and is a predicted model, not a curated record. The transcript is spliced from 4 exons. Gene Ontology annotation, cellular component: extracellular region. Lineage: Eukaryota; Metazoa; Arthropoda; Malacostraca; Amphipoda; Hyalellidae.
UAUCAGUUAAGCGGAAUCUGCGAGCGGAGACGCCGUGCUGUCAAUGUGGAUUGAGUAGUAGUCGGUACCUGCACCGUUUAGUUAGUCUGCGUUGUCUGGCAAGCUGGUGAUUCAUAAUGGCAACGAUGAUCUGGAUUACGAAAUUGCUGUUCCUUGCCACUAUUGCGUUGGGAAUAGAAGAUGCUACCGUUACACCGAAUGUGAUAGCGGACAACUGCAUAGUUGAGGGGUGCCCGCGCUUCAACCCGUCCUGCGUGCUUCACACCGGCGCCCGCGGGAAAGGGCCUCUCUUUUUCCUCAUGAUAUCAGACGAAGAUUUGGUGGAAUAUUAUGCUAGCAGGAAUCCUGCUCUAGCUGCUCACCUCACCCCUCCUCGAGCAGAUGAUGCAUCAACUCCACGUCCAAUAGCUCAUGAACACGAGUUUUCAACGACGCCAGUGUCUACAUUAUCUUCAACCACUUCUCAAUCGUCAGUCAACAAUGCCCAUGAUCCUUCAUCGUUAUAUUCUCUUCUUAGAGAAUUCUUGACUACGCCUCCUCCUCCUCCUCCUAGAUCUGACACUUAUUCUACUCCUCGAUCUGCCACUUCUGCCACUUAUUCUACUCCUCGAUCUGCCCCUUAUUCUACUCCUCGAUCUGCCACUUAUUCUACUCCUCGAUCUGCCACUUAUUCUACUCCUCGAUCUGCCACUUAUUCUACUCCUCGAUCUGCCACUUAUUCUACUCCUCGAUCUGCCACUUCUGCGUCUCCGUCAAGAUCCUCGUUCUCUACCCCUAUUCAGACAACUCCGUCGCCUCUUUCAGAGUCUCGUUCCUCAACUUCCCCUUCACCGCCUCCAAUUCUUCGAUCCAUCACUUCUCCGCCUCCUCCACCGACGUCCUCGCUCUCCCCUCACCAUAGUCAGACCACUACAUCUCCUCUUCCCGCGGCUUCAUUAACUUCACCUUCUCCCCCCACUACUUCACCUAGACGACUCCUAGAUGUAGAUGACGAAGACGGUGAAAUAACUACCGAACCUAAUGAAGUACUCCAAGCUGAAGUUGGAUCUUCGACUCGGAACCCUGUUGAAGAUUUGUCAGGCUUUUUCUUGGUAUUGGCAUCAAGGAGUGGCAAACGGCACGCACUUGAAUUGCCCUACAUUCCCCUAGAGAGAAAUGAUGGCGUGGACCACCAAAAAGAUAGUGACUAUAGAGUAGAAUCUUCUUCACCAUCUUACAACGUUGGAUCAAGUCCCCGGAAGCCCAAUGCACGUGCUAGGCAAAGAAAUGACAGAAAAGGUAAUAAAAAAGGUUACAGCGCUGAGCAUCUUCACCUUACACCGGGAUUCGACGAAUUAAUUGUAAUCCCUGGUGCCGAAGAAUUUCAAAACUAUGACGACAAAUUUGUCGACUACACAUACGAGGAUGAGGACGGCAAUAUUAGCAUAAACAGAUAUGUAUACACGUCUUCGUGCUACCCAAAGACCUGCUCGAAUGGUAUAAAAUUUUACCCGCACCCGAAACAUUGCAAUUCUUAUUUCGUAUGUGAAGAUGACGGAAACGUCACUCGCGUCGUCUGCCCUCGAGAUACAAUGUUUAACCACAAAUUGGGCAAGUGUGAAAGAACAGAUAUCAACUCUGAAACUCUGUGCGAUCCUACGCUUGAGUGCUCGUAGCCCAUGUCUGCGUUAAUUGUGAGCUUUUCAUUAAACGAGAUUAAAUUGGA